AUUAUUGCGCUAUAUUUCCGCUUCCGCUCUUGUGUUGUGAACUCCUUCGAGAAAUUCUCUGAUUGCAGUGGCAACAUGGAAGAUUUGUUGCAAAUACCAUCCCCCGGGAGCUUUCCAGACUUAACGUCUUACAUGAAUGUCGACUUCGAUGUUGAUGAUGCUCUUCUGGGCAGUAGUGAAGUAACAACAACAGAGCCGAAUUCUACGUCGCAAACCAAUUGUCAAGUAUGCGGGGAUGAGGCUUCGGGUAAUCACUACGGCGUACAAUCGUGUGAGGGUUGUAAAGGUUUCUUUAGAAGAAGUAUUCAAAAAUUAAUGAAAUAUCAGUGUAGUAAGGAGGGUAAAUGCGAAAUAUCUAAAGUCAAUAGGAAUCGAUGCCAAUAUUGUCGAUUUAAAAAAUGUUUAGCAGUGGGGAUGAGUCGCGAUUCAGUAAGAUACGGAAGAAUGUCGAAAAGAACGAAAACUGUGAAUGACAAGCAACAGAAAGCCAUUGUUAAUGAUCAAACGAAAACGCAAGAAGAGUUGGCUGUAUACGAUCUCAUAUUGGCCGUUUCGUCAGCUUAUACAGAACACAUGUUGAUUGCUGAAAAUAAAAUUCCGAAGACAGAGACUGUUAUUCCACCUGCAGGGGAUUUAAUCGAUUUGUUGGAUUUAACGAAGAAAGUGUCUUCAUUCGAACGGCUAACAAAAUUGAUUGGCUUAAGCUUGAAUUCAGUUGCCGAAUUCUUAAAAUGUAUACCGGGAUUUUACAAUUUGAGUACCAACGACCAGUUGGCCUUACUCAAAGGAGGUUUCCUAGAGAUAUGGAUAAUAUCGAUUAGCCGUACAUUUGAUACCAAUGCGAAUACCUUAACCGUACAAGAUGGAAAUCAAAUAAGUAAAGAUGAUUUGGAAUCGGCUUACAAUACUGACCUCGUGUCUUGCCUCUUUAACUUUGUUGAAAAUUUCAUGAAUUUAAACUUAUCAAAUACUGAUUUAGCUCUGUUCUGUGCUGUGGUCUUUUUUACACCCGAUCGAAUUAAUGUAAUUGAUAAAAGCGGUGUAUCGGUUUUACAGGGAAAAUUAAUGGAGGCAUUAAAAAUGCACAUGAGCAGAAAUCAUUCGACAGAACCCCAACUAUUUGCCUCUGUUCUCUUGAAAAUACCUGAACUAAGAAUUCUCAGCGCGAAACACAAUGACGCUCUAGAAUACUUUAAGGAAAGAGACCAAUUGUUAUACACCGAUGCAAUGUUCGCUGAGAUCUUUAAUAUGCAUCCAGUCUUGCAUUCAGAAUGAGUGAACUAUCUCCCUCUCUCUCUCUCUCUCUCUCUCUCUCCCCUUUGCUCCCCUCUCUCCUAAUUGUUGUUUUUACAAUGUUUUCUCGUUGGCGUGUUUGGCAUUAGUGUUAAUAUUCUACUUUAUUACAGCAAUCAUUCAUCUUAUUUACAAAAAAUAUGUGAUAUUGUGAUUUUCUUUUAUUUUACUUUUUUCAGAAUCUAUUGUCGAAAGAUUGUAACGAAACUUAGAA
Molecule: messenger RNA, 1507 nt
Organism: Dimorphilus gyrociliatus
Lineage: Eukaryota; Metazoa; Annelida; Polychaeta; Dinophilidae
Source: the annotation of a GenBank genome assembly